Salvia splendens (bonfire salvia) is the source of this 1501-nucleotide messenger RNA. RefSeq names its product U3 small nucleolar ribonucleoprotein protein IMP4. Bases 98 to 985 code for a protein of 295 amino acids. Gene Ontology annotation, molecular function: snoRNA binding; rRNA primary transcript binding. Gene Ontology annotation, cellular component: Mpp10 complex; small-subunit processome; nucleolus. The record is from RefSeq and is a predicted model, not a curated record. Gene Ontology annotation, biological process: rRNA processing. The transcript has 10 exons. Lineage: Eukaryota; Viridiplantae; Streptophyta; Magnoliopsida; Lamiales; Lamiaceae.
GGUUUUAGAGGAUCUUAAGAUUUUAGGUGAGGGAGUUUGAUUUUAGCUAAGCAAUUAGGGUUUCAGAAGAGAAUUUGUGGAUUUUGGUGGGAGAAAAAUGUUGAGGAGAAACGUGAGGUUAAGGAGAGAGUAUCUGUACCGUAAGAGCUUGGAAGGGAAGGAGCGAUUGCUCUAUGAGAAGAAGCGCAAAAUUCGCGAAGCUUUAGAAGAGGGAAAACCGAUUCCUACUGAGCUCAGGAACGAGGAGGCCGCCCUCCGACAACAAAUCGACCUCGAAGAUGAACAAACUGCUGUUCCCCGAUCAAGCAUUGAUGAUGAAUAUGCAAAUGCAACUGUCAGUGAUCCUAAAAUUUUGCUUAUCACUUCACGUGAUCCGAGUGCUCCCCUUGCGCAGUUUGUAAAGGAAUUGAAGUUUGUUUUUCCAAAUGCACAGCGAAUGAAUCGUGGUGGUCAGGUUAUCUCGGAAAUCAUUGAAACAUGCCGGUCACAUGAUUUUACCGAUGUGAUAUCAGUACAUGAAACCCGCGGUGUGCCAGAUGGCAUAGUCAUAAGCCAUCUACCUUUUGGCCCCACUGCAUACUUCCGAUUACACAAUGUGGUUACGAGACAUGAUAUCAAGGACAAGAAAGCUAUCGGAACUAUGUCUGAGGCCUACCCACAUUUGAUAAUUAAUAACUUUAACUCUAAGCUUGGUGAGAGGACUGCGAACAUUUUAAAGCAUCUUUUUCCAGUCCCCAAACCAGACUCGAAACGCGUCAUGACUUUUGCUCGUGAGCCUCAGUCCGAUUGGAUUUCAUUCAGGCAUCAUGUCUAUGAGAAACGCGGAGGUCCAAAAUCAGUUGAUCUGAAAGAAGUUGGUCCUCGUUUUGAAAUGUUUCUCUUCAAGAUAAAACUGGGAACGAUGGAUCAAGAAGAAGCUCCGAUAGAAUGGGUCCACCGGCCUUACAUGAACACUUCCAAAAAACGCAAGUUUCUUGGCGAUUGAUCAGAGGUAUUGAGGUCUCUUCCAUUACAUGAAACCAGUUGAAAUCUGCGAUGUUGUCGUUAUUGUUGAGGCACCAGUAGCUCUCAAUGCCCGAGUUGAGAUUUGAGUCUGUGACCUCUGCAGUUUGCUUUGGAACUGCACCAUCAUGGUCACGGCCUGCCUCUUCCUCCCCCGUUGGCUCAUCAUGAAGCAGCUUCCAUAGCACGUUCACAUCGAACUCUGCCACUUCUAUCUCUUCAAACUCAUCUUUGGAUGUGACUGGUGAUAGAGGUGAAGGUGAAGGUGAAGGUGAAGGUGAAGGUGAAGGUGAAGGUGAAGGUGAAGGUGAAGGUGAAGGUAAAGGAUCCAUCUUUUUUGAUAUAACAAGAUUUUCUUGUAAAGGGAUUGUGCUUGGGAGAGAGAAUUGAAGUGUAAGAGCAAAAGAAUGCUUUAUAUAUAGAGAGAAAGGCAAUGUGUUGAUGGAUAAGAUAUGAUACUACUAUCGUUUAUCAAAUUAUAUGAACUUUUUAUAUGAUU